AUGCGCACAGAAACGAAGGUGCAGCNGUUUUGUAACAUCGCCAACAUAUCCGCGCCGACAUUUGACGAGGAGCGUCCAGAUCUAAAGAACAACUUUCAAAAGCUUCGCUACAUCAAGGAUGGGGCUGCCAAGGAGUUUAUCAUCGGUGUGAAGGUAAAAGGGGGAAAUCGGGCCGGUUGUGGGAGGUCAAAGUUAAGGAUUGUCGUAGGUGUGAGGGCGGGAUCUGGGGACUUCAGGAUUGUCGAAGGUGUGAGGGACGACACAAUCUGGGUCGCCGCCGAGGUUGCUGCCGUUGGCUUUUUGUCCAAGUUCCCCGGCCUGGAGCUCGUACAGCAGGAGCAGGUGGACAAGACGGGGACCUCCAUCCUGUACAGGCAUCUCGUGCAGGCAGCCGUGUCGCACAAGGGAUCGCUGGUGGGACAUACCGUACGCGACGUUCGCUUCCGUACAACGUACAACGCUGCCGUGGUCGCCGUACACAGGGAGGGUGUGCGUAUUCCCCUCAAGGUCCAGGACAUUGUGCUCCAGGGAGGAGAUGUACUGCUGCUCAGCUGCUCGACUAAGUGGACUGAGGAGCACAGACACGACAAGGCGUUCGUACUGCUGCAGGCUGUUCCCGACAGCUCUCCGCCCAAGCGCCGCUCCAUGAUCAUCGGCGUGCU
This is a messenger RNA of Volvox carteri f. nagariensis, 662 nucleotides long. RefSeq lists its product as uncharacterized. The transcript has 5 exons. The annotation marks the transcript as partial. Lineage: Eukaryota; Viridiplantae; Chlorophyta; Chlorophyceae; Chlamydomonadales; Volvocaceae. Gene Ontology annotation, biological process: potassium ion transport. Gene Ontology annotation, molecular function: monoatomic cation transmembrane transporter activity. Gene Ontology annotation, cellular component: plasma membrane. The record is from RefSeq and is a predicted model, not a curated record.